This is a messenger RNA of Colletotrichum orchidophilum, 1188 nucleotides long. RefSeq lists its product as uncharacterized. The record is from RefSeq and is a predicted model, not a curated record. The transcript has 2 exons. The coding region runs from base 1 to 1188 and encodes 395 amino acids. Lineage: Eukaryota; Fungi; Ascomycota; Sordariomycetes; Glomerellales; Glomerellaceae.
AUGCAGUUCCUCAAGUUCACCGCUGCGGCCGCCGCUCUGUUGGGUCAGGCUUCCGCAUUCCCUCCCGGUCCAGGCUCUGGCUUCCCCGGCGGCGGACCCCCGGGCGCUCAGCCCGAGACGGAUGCCUGCGUCAAAUCCGAGGCGGCUUACAUUCGCUCUUACUUCAACAUCGGAGGCGAGUACGUCAGCGAUGGUGCCGGCGGUCACAUCUUCCGCGACCAGAUGUACGUUGAGAAGUUGCUCCCCACGAACGGAGUCACCCAGCAGACGCCGAUCGUCCUGAUCCACGGACAGGCCCAGACGGGUAGCAACUUCUACAACAAGCCCGAUGGUGGCAGAGGUUGGGCCUCUCACUUUGUGAGACAAGGCUUCGAGGUCUACAUCGUCGACCAGACGUUGCGUGGCCGCUCCGCUUGGAUGCCCGGCUACGGCGCCUCCAAGCCCUCGACGUACUCCGCCGAGAUCAUCCAGCAGCGCUUCACUGCCGUCAAGGAUUACAUGCUCUGGCCCCAGGCUGUGAACCACACCCAGUGGCCCGGCACCGGCGUGAUGGGCGACGAGGUCUUUGACACCUUCUACAGCUCCAACGUCCAGUUCAUCAACAAUGCCACCUACCAGCAGAAGACUGUCCAGGAUGCCGGUGCCGCCCUUCUCGACAAGAUCGGCAGACCCGCUGUGGUUCUCGGGCACAGCCAGGGUGGUAUCAUGCCCAUCCUCAUCGCCGACGCCCGCCCCGAGCUGACCAAGGCUCUCAUCCUCCUCGAGCCCACCGGCCCUCCUUUCCAGGAGGCCAUUUUCAGCACCAAGGCCGCCCGCGCCUACGGUCUCACCGACAUCCCCGUCGCCUACUCCCCCGCCGUCACCGAUCCCGCCACCGAUCUCGUCCAGCAGACCUACCCUGCCAAGGGCGAAAACUACGUCGAGUGCGUGCUCCAGGCCGAGACUCCCGCCCCGCGCCAGCUCGUCAACCUCGCGGACAAGCCCAUCCUCCUGGUCACCUCCGAGGCUUCCUACCACGCCCCCUACGACCACUGCACCGUCGAGUUCCUGCAGCAGGCCGGCUGCAGCAAGACGGAGCACCUCGAGCUCAGCAAGGCCGGCUUCCACGGCAACGCCCACAUGUUCUUCAUGGAGAAGAACAGCUACGAGAUCCAGCUGACCCUGCGUGAUUGGAUCCAGGCCUUGUAA